Helicoverpa zea (corn earworm) is the source of this 4699-nucleotide messenger RNA. It is a transcript of the gene Rhp, whose product is annotated as rhophilin-2-B. Gene Ontology annotation, biological process: negative regulation of stress fiber assembly; signal transduction. The coding region runs from base 522 to 2993 and encodes 823 amino acids. Lineage: Eukaryota; Metazoa; Arthropoda; Insecta; Lepidoptera; Noctuidae. The record is from RefSeq and is a predicted model, not a curated record. Gene Ontology annotation, molecular function: protein binding. The transcript has 16 exons.
GCGGCCGCCGCGCUGUCAGAGUGACGUAUCGUGUCGCGCGUUUUCCCGCCAAAACGCGUGUUCCUUCACGACUGUCAAAUCAAAUUCGAAAUACGAAAAUAGAGCGUUUGUUUAUUUAUGCUCAUAUUUUUCAAGAUGGCGGUGAAUUUAAUAAAUAAAGGAUGAUUGUUUUUUGUGUGUUUAAAAAUGUCGUGUGUUAUGUGACAGUGGUGGUUUCUAGUGUUGUGUCGCAGUUACCGAUAAAAGGCGAUAACUAAUAGGUACUCGUCGAGAACGCACGUGUGAAAAUUGCUGGAUAAAACAGUGUUUUUAAAACAAAAGUCCAAAAAAAUAAGUGUUACGAAAUAAAAGUGUAAUAAAAUUACGAAAAAAAAGAGUGCUCACUGGCCAGUGGGUGACAAAAUUCAAAAGUGGAAUUCCAAUUUUAAAUUUAAAUUUGGAGUUCGAAAUAUAAAAAGUGUUAGCGGCCUGUGGGUGACAGUGCAGUGUUAGUGUAACCCUGUGUAUGAUGAGUGGCGGGUAUGGAUGAGCCCCAGACUAUCCAUAAAACCUGCGUGAGGGUUAACUCCGCGGAGGAUGACGAAUCCAGGGACGAGAUCGACCAUGAGUUACCAAAGAAGAACCCUUUUGUUCGGGGUUCAGACCCGCGCGUGGCGACGUGCCGCGGGCGGCUGCAGACCAGGCGAUGCCAGCUCAACCAGGAGAUCAACAAGGAGUUGCGCCUCAGAGCCGGCGCUGAGAACUUGUUCAAGGCAACAACAAACAGAAAGCUUCGUGAGACAGUGGCCCUUGAGCUGAGCUUCGUGAACUCCAACCUGCAGCUGCUGAAGGAACAGCUGGCGGAGCUAAACUCCUCGGUGGAACUCUACCAGAGCGACAGCAGCAAGGAGUGCGUAAUGCCGAUGAUCCCGUUAGGCCUGAAGGAGACCAAGGAGGUGGACUUCAGGGAACCCUUCAAGGACUUCAUUCUGGAACACUAUAGUGAGGAUGCGGCUGCCUACGAAGAUGCUAUAUCGGACUUUAUGGAUAUGAGACAGGCGAUGCGAACGCCAGUGCGGUCAAGCGCGGGCGUGGCGUUACUGUUCAAGUAUUACAACCAGCUGUACUUCAUCGAGCGCCGCUUCUUCCCGCCAGACCGCUCGCUCGGCGUCUACUUCGAGUGGUUCGAUUCGUUAACAGGAGUCCCGUCAUGCCAGCGAACAGUGGCUUUCGAGAAAGCUUGUGUCUUGUUCAACAUAGCUGGCAUCUACACACAACUUGGCGCUAAACAGGACCGCUCGACAUGUGCGGGUCUGGACGGCGGCGUGGAGGCGUGGCUGCGGGCGGCGGGCGCACUGCGCUACGUGCUCGACAACUUCACCAACGCGCCCUCCGUCGACCUCGCCGCCGACACGCUGCUCGUGCUCGCCGCGCUCAUGACUGCGCAAGCUCGCGAGUGCCUGUUCGAGAAGCUGGUGCUGCAGGCGGGCGAGGCGCGAGGCGAGCUGCGGCGAGCGCCCGAGCUCUGCCUCGACCUCGCGCACGAGAGCGCGCAUCUCGCGCACACAUACCGACAGCUCUACGAUAAGAUGCAAUCUGAAGGUGUCUUCAACUACGUGCCAUACUCGUGGGUCUCUUUAGUCCACGUCAAGACUGAGUUUUACAAAGCGUUGGCGCAUCAGUACUGCGCGACCGGUCUACUAAAUAUGCCGGAGUCGGCGCAGUCUCCGAGCCGCCUCGCAUCGCUGUAUGAUCCUGACACACAUCUCGAAAACGGUUCAUCCAUAUCCCCGACGCUGAAGGACGCGGACGUGGACUGGGCGGCGCUGGGACGCGCGCAUCUCGCGGAGGCGCUCACUCUGUACGAGGAAGCGCUGAGGCUGCAGAGAAUGUGUCGUGAGUUGCGCGGCAAGGAGGCGAUCUCGCUGGUGGUGCGCGCGGCACUGGCGCGGGCCGCGCGGGACCGCGCCGCGCGCGACGCCGCCGCGGACGACUUCACCGACAUCAUCGACGCGCCCAACGUCACGCCAUCCUCAAAAUUCCAACUGGCCCUAACACAACCUGACUUCGCUCAGCACCGAGUAGAAGACUUAUUCAAGUCUCUGGGGCCAAUCGCCAUAUUCUCCGCCAAACGCCACUGGAGCGCCCCUCGCCUCGUCCAACUACAGAAGUACAGAGACGGAUCACGACGCCUAGAGAGACCACGAAACGGAAACACAGAGGAUUACGAAGAAACCAGAAACGGCAAACACAGGACUGACAAACGAGACCGAUCGGAAGACAACAGCACUUAUUACAACCAAAUAAUCAGAAGCGACGAGAAAUAUUCCAAUGACUACGAAAAGAAGAAACUGCACAGGGUCACGAAACAGAACGGAGUUUACAUAAAUAGUUAUAACAAUAAUAAUUAUGAGUACCAUCCAAAGGUGUUGGAUUAUGACUCUCAGAAUGAGUAUAAGACCAAAGGGGAGGGGAAGAUUGAGAAUGGAGUGAAGGAGAAUGGUAAAGCGAAGAAUACGAGACGAAAGGACCCUCUGAGGAGGGCGGCGAGUGAGUACAACGUCUCUAACGCGAAGACUGAGGACGAGGGCUUCGGGUUCUCUGUGAGAGGGGAUGCGCCGGUCGUUAUUGCUGGGGUAGAGCCUAACUCUUUGGCAGAUAUCGGAGGCAUGCGAGAAGGCGACUUCAUCAUCAGCAUCGGAGACACGGACGUGAAGUGGAGCUCGCACGACGAGGUGGUGCGGCUCAUACAGGCCGCCGGGGACACACUCACCAUGAAGCUAGCCACGCCGAUGGAUAAGAGCUGUCUAAAGGCUUCACCCGAAACUCCACGGCAGUCAAACUCGAACCAGGGUUCGGUGUCAGCGGCAUCCACAGCCUCGAGCGGCUCCACCGCCGUCACCGCUCGCUCGUCAGCGCGACGGGCUCCGUCCUGGAACCCCUUCCGCCGACACACCACGCGGGACAACAGCUCGCAUCGCGGCUCACACACCAGUAAUAUUAUAUUUAGAUAAAACGCCUGUUUAGACCAGCGCCAUCUAGUGGAGGUGUUGAUAAAAUUGUUUGUAACAGCUCCAUCUAUCGGAGGUCGUGCUAAAAUUGUUUUUAACAGCGCCACCUAGUAGUAGGAACUUGAAACUUACAAUGUCAUCUGUUAGUACAUUUUGUGGCGCCAUCUAGUGGAUGUUUUGUUAAAAUUAAACAGUAUCAAUCAUUAGGAUAUUGAUGAUUAUUGCGAUUCGUGUGAUUUGUAAGUUAAAAGGCGUCUUAUUGUCUAUAAUAUCACUGGUCAUAGUUAAGUUACAUUAUCUUUCAUUAAAUCACUGUUCUAUCUAAUUGUGGUGUUCAUUGGUUAAAGAUUGUCACAAACGCAUCAAGUCACAAAACCGUUGGUUUAAACGAAUUAGAAUGGCCAUCUAUAUUUAUUAAGUCUUAAACUAUUCUAAGCUAAAAUGUAUACCAACUCCAUCUAUUAUCAGAUACCUUCAACUACUUAUAGAUUUAUUGGUGUGAGUCUGGGUUGAUGAUUUCUUAGGAUAACUUAAGAGAGCGAAGUUCGCUGCUAUUAUAUUUAGGUUCCUAAAUAUAUAGUUAGUUAUUGGGACCUUACAUCGGCUAUGAAACUCCAAAGUUUUUCUUUUAUUAUUACAUAAGUUUUCUGCUUGGCAAACUACUGCGAUUUUUGUUCGAAAUUCCGUACUUAAUAAAAAAAUAUUUUAGGGUGAAAUAUAUACCUUUUUUCUUUGAAAUUCAGUUUGUCAAGUAUGUUAUUUACUUAGUACUUACUUACUAAUAUUCUAGAUAUUUAGAUAACUAUAUCUAUGUACUUAUCUAAAACAAUUUUGUAUUCAUGAUUUGCCUUAAGACUUUUUUGCAAUCAUUCUAUUACAAAUCGGAGAGCCUUUAUUUUCCUUUGAGAAUAUCUAUUUUUUUUUCGGCUGUAGUUAUUCUUUUUUGUAUAAUAAUUUCUUUAAAUAACAGUCAAAGUAUUAACAAAAUGCAAGCCAAUUUAUAUUAUGCAUGUAUGUAUGAAAAGUCAAAGUUUAUCUAUUGUAGGUAUAUAAUUAUUUUAGCCAGAUUAUUAAGAAUUCAAAUUGCACUUUUUCCAAAUUCUCCUACGUUAGGUGAUUGCCUAUUUCAAUGUACUGUCACAUCUUUAUAUCGCAAAAGACGUGCACAGAACUUGAAAACGUCGACAUUUUAAUUAAAAACGAUACUUUUCUCACUUUUUUAUAUAAUCUUUUCAUGUAAAUGUGCUUGUUGCGAAUUUUAUUAUAAAUGCCUGUCUUCCAAAAAGGUAGGCAUCUAUUGUCUACGACUGAUUGAAAGUGUACUUAACAGUAAAAAAAAUAUAUGUAUAUUUUGGUUAAAACUUAACUAUGUAUAUUCGUAGUAAAUAGAAAGUAUAUGUCACAAUUUAUUUAGAUUUAAAUGUAAUUACAGUAUUUUAGUUGAUAUUACAUAAAAUAAUAUAAUUUUUAUUUUGGAUGUGAUCGAUUUUAAAGAAAAGGCAAAACUUUUGGCAAACAUUGAUCGCGUCCAAAACGUAAAAUUUUAGAUUGAUUGUAACAAUUUAAAAUUUUUGAUUUGAUUCGUUUUUAGUUUUUGUAUAAUAUUAUAAAAUAGAGUAAAAUGUAUAUCGUUGUAUAAACUUGUUUAAGAUAUAAAUGUAUAAAAUUGUUGUGGUUACUUUUGAAGAAUAAAGGAUAUUUAAAGGCUA